Messenger RNA from Solenopsis invicta (red fire ant), 1670 nucleotides. Its product is annotated as spermine oxidase-like. Lineage: Eukaryota; Metazoa; Arthropoda; Insecta; Hymenoptera; Formicidae. The record is from RefSeq and is a predicted model, not a curated record. Gene Ontology annotation, molecular function: polyamine oxidase activity. Bases 110 to 1558 code for a protein of 482 amino acids. The transcript has 6 exons.
UGGUCUCGCGCGUUACAGAUUAUUCUCGGAUAAAGGUAGAGUAAGUAAAAAAAAUAUACCGGAAUGUACGAAGCCGUCAAAAUACGAAACGUACCAGGUGGAUCCUUGUAUGAUAGAUCCAUGUAUAUCAGAACCAGCUGUUGUGAUUGUAGGAGCUGGCAUGGCCGGAUUAUCGGCAGCACAUCGAUUAGCUCAGUGUGGCCUCCGUAAUUUUACGGUUUUAGAAGCGACAGAUAGGCCAGGUGGACGGAUCCACUCUUGCUGGUUAGGCGAUGUGGUAGCGGAAAUGGGUGCCACGUGGAUCGAGGGUGGUUGCGUGGCGAACCCAGUGUUCACUUUAGCGGCACAGGAAGGUUUGCUAAAGACACCCCUUUUCAGGCCGGAUCUCAGUCGCGGGUUCUUUUGCACUAGCGACGGUAGGGCCAUCGAUUUUCCGGUCAGCAUCGCGGCGUAUCACACCUUCCGGCAAAUCGAGCAGCAGGCAGCGGCUCUCUUCGCCCUUGGCUGCGGCCGUGCCCACGGUACGUUGCUGAAUUUUAUGGGCAUCAGAAUUCAACAGGAGCUCCACAACUUCCCAGAGGAGCAACGAUAUGAUGCCGCGCGGGUGAUGUACGGCAUGACGAAUUGCGUGAGAUGUCGAUGCGGAGCUGAUCUCUCGCUCAUUUCGGCUGAUCAAUUCGGCAGCUAUAUCGAGAUUCCCGGUGGAAAUAUCAGAGUACCUUUGGGAUUUGUCGGGGUGUUGGCUCCCUUGCUUCGAGAUUUACCUAGUUGUAGCGUCAAGUACUGCAAACCAGUUAAUUGCAUUCGGUGGGGCGCAGUGAGCGACACAGGUCCACGAGCUAUCGUGAAGUGCAGCGACGGCGAAGAGUUUCCUGCUGAUUACGUGAUCGUGACUGCUUCACUUGGUGUUUUAAAAAAUCAGCAUGCGAAAUUGUUUUUGCCAGGAUUACCCGCCGAAAAAGUCGAGGCGAUCAACAAGCUUGGGUAUGGACACGUUAAUAAAAUCUUCUUGGAAUAUGCAAGACCGUUUUGGGUCUGGCGAGAGGGUGCGAUCAAGUUGGCUUGGUCCGCUGAAGAACUGACGGAUAGAUGCGAUUGGGUGAAAGGUGUAGCAAAUGUAGAAGAAUUGCCUAAUUCUCAACAUGUGUUAUGCGCCUGGGUGUGUGGACCCGAAUCGACGGACAUGGAACUGUGUUCUGACGAGGAGGUGGUGGAAUCGAUGACGACGGUUCUUCGUCGAUUCACCGGCGAUCCGACGCUACCUUAUCCAAUCAACAUUCUCAGAAGCAAGUGGUGUAUGGACCAAUAUUUUGCUGGAGCUUACAGUUAUAUGGCUAUGGAUAGUACCGUUGGUCACCAGUGUGACCUGGCGAAUCCGUUACCGGACUCUUGCGAAGCGGUACCACCCAUACUCUUAUUUGCGGGUGAAGCUACUAUACCAGGACACUACAGCACAGUACAUGGUGCAAGGAUCAGCGGCAUUCGUGAAGCGGAGAGAAUUAUUCAGUUAACAAAACGGUAUAACGGUCCGCCGAAAAAAGUGCUUACUAAAUCGUAAUCUAAUAGAGUUCAAUACAUGAACGAGGAAAACGAUAAGUGAGAUUUUUAUUGUGCAACUUAUAUAUUACAAUGAUAUCAAAUAUAUUAUUCUAAUAUAUAUUAAGCAUAAA